Molecule: messenger RNA, 8509 nt
Organism: Acanthaster planci (crown-of-thorns starfish)
Lineage: Eukaryota; Metazoa; Echinodermata; Asteroidea; Valvatida; Acanthasteridae
Source: RefSeq, a predicted model, not a curated record
CUGGAAGUGGUGUGCCCUGUAGGAAAAAGUCAUAAUAAUGCAUAGGCACAGAUGGUGAAAUACCAAUAGGAAGUAGAUACCGGCUCUUGGUAUCAGCGGGUUUGCACAUUAGCGGCUUCACUUCAGUCAUUGUCAGUUUGGUCUUCCGAAUAACCACCCGGAUUGCCCAGUGUUCUGGAGAGCCGGGAAUUUACGACCAGCGUCAUUUUCUCACCAUUACUUUGGCUGGAGAGUUGUCAUUCUGCGGUCUUUGACAGGCAGACUAGAUUCAUGAGGCUGAAGUGAGGAAGAAUUUUUGUUACUAAGGCAACCAGAGUUUGGCAAAGAAACAUCCACCACAGAACCAGCACUCUUAUCUGGAUGAUAACUGGCAGGUUAUGCGUACAGUUCACGCACUUCCACCCAGCAACAGGUCCCGAGUUCCUGAUCCUUUACCCACCAGGCAGUCUAUCCAGUCUGCAGCAUAGCAGCAUCAACAAGCAGCAUCACUGUGGGUGUUGCCCCUGCUCCCUGAACUCUGACCUGUGAUCUUUUGCCGGCAUUCUGUGGGCCAACUUGACAUUCCAAACCAUCACUCGGCUUACACAUCCUCAGCCUUGACUCCAGUAUUCAACUGACUCGUCUUUGGAAUGCUUGUCAUAUUUCCUACAAUUGACGGCCUCACUGUCAACAGUAGGAGACAUCUUUUCAAGUCUAUUCGGAGUUAAAAACAGUUCUGUAUUUGUUUUGUCGGCGUAUAUUUUUGUAACCGUGAAGAAGUUUGUACAACUUUCGAGGACUAAGAGUACAGUUUGCUGUUCCCGUUCCAGUGGAAUUUUGAAUAAUCUUUUAAACUUUCACUGAAGACCCAACGCCAUUAGUACUUAUUAAACAUGUCGGAGAAUUACGAUUGCGAGGCACCAGCUGCCGAUGUAGCAGCCGAGACAACCGGCGAGACAGUCGAGCAGCUGUCUGAGAUGCAGGCACAGGAGACUCCCGCUCAAGAGACCCUGGCGAAGGAAACCCCGGUGAAGGAGAUCCCCGAAAAGAGCCAGAACGGCCGUCCGAAAUGGAAACAGACUGCCAUCAGCACACCCAAUGACCGCUGUGUGGUCUGCAAGAAGACAGUCUACCCCAUGGAAAAGGUCACAGCGGACGGCACCACCUACCACAAGACGUGCUUCCGCUGCACAGAAUGCAACACGUGCCUUAGCCUCGGCAACUUUGCCCAAUCCAAACAGUUCCUCUACUGCAAGCAUCACUUCAAGCAGCUCUUUAAACUGAAGGGUAACUAUGACGAUGCCUUCGACGGAAGCUCGCGAUCCUCGCGCAAAGCCGGCCUGGCAGACUCAGAAAAUGGAUUCGAUGAGGCCGAUACUGAGCAGACAAGUGAGGAGGAAGUGCCACAGUUUGAUGGGACCAAGUCCCUUAAGGACCAGUUCGAGAAGGGGGAGGUCAGCAAUGUGACAGUCAAGAAGACCUUUGACAGGGAGAGCAUCACCAGGACUAGGGAGGACCUGGAUCAGUCCACACCAGAAGACAAGCAAGUGGUUGAAAAUGAACCAGUACUGAGACCAGAUGUGGUCCGCUCAAGUGACGUCGUGGACGAUCGCGUUGCGAUUGCCGGCAUGAGGUCUCUGCGGGACCAGUUUGAAAGAGGGGACAGCAGCCUGUCCAGCUCUGGCAAAACGUUUGACUUUCAGGAGGAGAUCCGAGCCGCCAAGGAAGCGGAGGUCCAGGCCAGCAUUGGGCAAGUUGCCGAGAGCACUCCCAUCCGAAGCGAGGAUGUGGUCCGCUCAGAUAUCAAGUCUGAUGAAGUGAAGACCACCUCAGGCGGUAUUCGGUCCCUCAAGGAUCGGUUUGAAAAGGGUGGCGUCAGCAACAUUGAAAUGACACCCGUCAAGCCAGCAAUCGAGGUUCGUCCACUGGAGGACUACAAUCCAGAGGUUAUUGACAGCGGAAUUUCUGAGAGCACUCCUGUCCUUCGGGAUGAUGUCGUGCGCUCCUCCCAGAAAGUAGAAGAUGCCCAUUUCAAGAUCGGCGGAGCACGUUCCUUGAAGGAAAGAUUUGAGCAAGGAAAAGUUUCCAAUAUUGAAGACAAACCCAAGGAGAAGAUUGAAAUCUCACCCAGAUCUCUGGAAGAUUAUGGGGCGAACCAGGAUUCCAUUGACCAAGGAGGAGUGUCUGAGAACACACCUGUUCAGCGAGCUGAUGUCGUCAGAGAAGGCAAAGGAGAAGAAGAUCCAGGCAUCAAGAGAGGCGCUGCUCGCAACCUGCGGAGCUUGUUUGAGAAAGGAGAGGUGCACAACAUAGAAGAGAAGCCCAGAGCACCCCUUGAGCGCUCCCCAAAAUCCCUAGAUGAGCUGGCACCGUCCACGGAAGGAGUGGUAGAGAACACGCCCGAAGUCCGCGCUGACCUCGCUCGGGAGACGUCUGUCCGAGACGAGCCGAUGAACAUCCAGAGAGGAGUGUCCCGCUCCCUGAAGGACCGCUGGGAAAAGGGAGAGGUGGAGACUGCUCCAGCAAAGCCAAAAGAGGUCAUUGAUAUCAAGGCAGAGCUGCAGGGCCAAGGUCAGGUGGCUGAGAGCACUCCGGCUGUGAGAGAGGAUCUCGUCCGCGAGUCGUCCGAGACUCCAGAGGAGCUUGCCGCUGGAGCUAGCUCGCUUCGCGCCCAGUGGGAAGCAGGAGAAGUCACCCAUGCCGAGAACCGGGUGCAGAAAGAGGAGCUGUCUCCCAAGAGGCUCUCCUCCUACUAUGAGGGCAACCAGGAAGAGGCAGAGGCACCUGCCAGUGAAAAAAUGCAGGAAGUAGCAGAGGCAGAGCAGGUGGUAGAAGCUGAGGAGGAGCAGUCAGUUGAGGCUCUCCCCGAGCCGGGGGAGCAAGAUGGAGAGGAGGGGGAGGCAGUAGACAGUAGACAGGAGGAGGAUGAGAAUGAACAGGUCCUCAAUGGGCACACCGAGGAGAACGGCCUGGAUGCAGAGGUCGCAUCUCCCGAGAUGGAGGAAGCUGAACCUGCUGAGGAUUUCCCAGAGCAGAGUGAGACUGCACCAGGACAGGACUUGGCAUCAUGGGAGAUCAAGGCAGCCAGAGCCGCAGCCCUGCAAGACGCAGAGGAAGAUGUCAACGAAUACCCAAAUGAUGACACAGACGAGGGCACCCCUGUAGAUGGUGAUGGGACCGGUCAACUCAUUGACCUCUGAACUGUUGGCGUCAUUAUUGGAUUGAGUCGUGCAUCGGAGGACGACUUAGUCACCCGACCAGUCACAUGACAGCAAUGACAGUUGGGAACGUUGUGCAGUGGCAAAUGUUUAUGAUUUUCUUCAAUCUACGCUCGCUUCAGUAUGCUUCCAGUCCAAUAAAGUUCGCUUUUUUCGUUUUCCUUUGUAACACAAAGGAUAUGAUGGAGCUUCCCUUACCAGCUCUUUGUUGCCAUAGAAAUGCAUCAGCUGCCAUGGACCAGUUAUUAUUGUGUUACCGUUAUGCACCAAGAAGCACCAGUGUAAUGUUGGAUAGGACCGUUAUGUUGACAACUUGCAUUGAAAUUGCUGAACUGAAGAGACUCCACGUUAUUUGUUCCAGUUACAGAGUAAAAACUGUGAGAAAUCUUUGGAAAAAACAUUGAAAUUGAAAAAUUAGUCAAAUUCCAGCACAGGACUGAUGUUAAUUUUAAAUGUCCUUACAUUUGAGCGCUAACGUGGACAGUGCGUUUUUGGGACAUAAUGUCCGCUUACGGUAUGUUGUCAACAGGUGGCACUGUUUGGACCUGUGUGGUAACAGCCCCACAUCAGCCAAGAGUUUAUUUUGUCUCUCCAGCAACAGCCUAGCAACGGCACACCACAUCCCUGCCACAGAUGAAUUGAUUUCUGUUCCAGCGAAUGGACUGUGCAGUGAAUCACUGAUUUUGACAGAAGAUCAAUUUUUUUUUUGUUGCCAAGGACAAUAGAGUAUCAGAAAACAUCGCCAGGUUGCGAUAGAGACUGAGAUUUCAAGCUCCUUCCCAGGGACUUGUAAUUGAAAUAAGUGUUACCUCACUGAGGACUGGGACUGUAAAUUGACCCUGCUGGUGGAAGGGUUAAAGUUCAAAGGCCAGAGAUCGCACCUGGUUGGUUAGCAGACUUAAUGCGUUGAAGCUCUUCAGAAUCGUCAGUCUGGCCUCCACAGCUGAUUUGCUUGUUUCAAGCACCACCGUUGCCAUAGUUACAGCUUUAGUGUUUUCCGUCUAUUUUUUAUCAAAUGCCUUAAGUGUCCGUAUCUAGCCACAUGCCUUUAUUAACAAUUUGUACGAUUUUUUUUUCUAAUUGCAAACAAUGUACAAAGCAAUAAUUGAAAAGUAGGAUGCUCAUUAACAUUUCUUUCUCAUAGAUGAAUAUUUGCCUUUAUUUUAAUUUAUGUACGUAUCGUUGAUGCAAUGUUUUAUAUACAUGUGCACUUUUAGUAUCAGUAAUGUGUCGUUAGCUAAUUGAGGUGCAAUGUGGACAGUGUUGACCUUUUAAGUAAUUGUGGAAUUGACCUCACCAGCAUCCACCAGGUUGACUGGAGGGAUACAUGUACUUUUUUUUUCUUUGUUUUUAAGGAUUGUGACAAGUACUGGGAUCCCACGAGAAAAUUGUGACUGAAAGAGUUCAUGGUGAUUUAAAAAUUAUUCCCCCCCCCAAAAAAAAGUCUCAUUUUAGUAUUGGUUGUAGCCUGUCACCCAUUGUUUCUUUCACGCUCAGUGUGAUGCAAUGCCAAUUUGACAUCUCCACAUGCAGAAAAGUUGCCCUCUUAAUUUCACCGCCGUAAUCUAUAGAGUACCAAAGUAUCACAUCAUUUUGAGCCAGAAAGUGUUGUGCAAACGAGUGGAGUACACGCACGUUUGUUCACGCACUGGUUCUUUACACACAAUUGUGCACAUGAUGUAGUCACUUUGAUACUCUAAAGGAUAGUAGUCUAUGUAGCAUUUUAAAUAUUUAAUAGUACUGAGCGUGAGUUACCUUUGUUUUUCUGUCGUCCUUGCACUCCCAACCCAAUUUUUGCAGCUGAGUCCACCCCUGUGUGCCCUUCCCCCCCCCCACCCCCCACACACUGACAGUCUAUGACCCUAAUCACGCUGCUGCCACCGCUUUGGUUUCUUCCAAGAAUCUAUCUCAUCUGUUUGAAGACAAAAGAAGUACUAAUUUGUAAUGCACAUGUAUAGGGGAUGCUUCUUGUAAUAGCCGGGUGAUUUCACAAGAAUUCUGGGGUUGGAUUUAAACAACUAUGCAAAAGAGUGUUCUGCGUCAGACACCAUGUAGGUUUAGCAUCGUAUCAUUCUGACAUUUGGGUUCCAUGGUGAUGGUGAACUGCACUGGUUUAGUUGUUGACGCUGAAACUCGGUCAUGGUAGUGACAUUUAGUGUUUAGAACUAGGUUUUAUUGUACACAAUAGCAUAUUGCGGCCCUGUCCGGAUUCAUGCCAUUUGAGCUAGUGGCUGUGGCUCGUAGCAAUGGGAUGACCACUGGUGUCAAGUCAAAGCCACUGACAAAAAAACUUAUCAUUCACCGAGCCACUUAUGAUACGAGGCUUUUGUAACAAACGCAAAGGGUCUCAGAGGGAAUGUGCCGUUUCACUUUUUCUUAUGGUUGUCUGCGUCUACAGUACGCAACCAAUAAGACAAAGGGCCAAAGUGGCCAAGCGUUAUUUGUUUAACAGUGCGGCCAUGCUUGUCUCAGUUGGCAUCCCGCUGUAUUUCAGCUUACUGUAGUCUCUUGGGACUUUAAAUUGAAAUACAAUCAAGUACUGUUCGCUUUUUUAAAUCAUUGUAAACAACUUGUAUAAACUUUUAAAACCGCUUUCUAUGUACUCUUGUAAUCUUUUUAUCUUCUUGUGCUGCAUCUUUGAUGUGUUUUUCCCACCUGUAGCUUUGGGUAGGCUGAGAAGGUGUUGAGGGUGAAGUAGAAUUGAAUGAAGAAGAGGUCUUUGGAUGAAAUGCAAAUAUGGAUUCAGAGAAGGCUGACGUAAAACAAAUUGUUCGCUAUGGAACGCCAUGUUUUUGAGCAGGGGAGAGAUUUACUCUCGACACCUUAACCGUGGCAAGGUGACGAUGCCGUUCUGUCACACGUGACAAUGCCGAUCCGAAAUGCAUUGGCUAAUAUCUCUGCCGCUAGAAAAAGGUCAUUGCCAUGCUGUUGCGCUUUAAAUCUUUGAAAGUGCCGAGACUGCAGCCAUUUUGUUUAGUACCCUUGUAGGGGCACAGUAAGUAUCCAUACCAGCAUCCUCUUUAAGGGCAACAGACUCUUAUAAAGCGCUUCAUUAAACGCACUUAUAAUGCAUGUAUUAUGCAUGUAUAGCCAGUGUAGUGGAAAAUGCUUUUGUGUGCAUUGCAAGAGACUAGACAUGCUUCCCAAUCCUAGUUGCCAUGGUGACAAUAAUCAUGUGAUAUCUCAUGUUUACACUGGAGCGGCGACAUUCAGUGGUUUAGCUUUUUUAAGUUAGAUAACAAUUAUACCGAAUCUUGUCAGCAAUUAGCCCAUCUUGGACCUGAAGAAUAUUUAACAAGCCAUUUAUUUUAGGCGGUUUGUUUAAGCAAUCCGCAUCAUAAAUGUAAAUCUUCACCCCCAAAUGAGUUGGUUACCAUAAUCGUUUUGCUUUUUUUCUUCAGAUGAGUAGAGUUUAAAAAUUGAUUCACGUACAUGUAUAUGCAUAACGUUGGCUCAUCUCUGUGAAAAUUCAGCUGUUGCAAGAGUUAUCUAACUGAAUGCAAGUAUUAACAUUUUUAGGAGGGUGUCCAUUUUUAGCUGAAAUUACCGAAGUUGUGAUUCAUUCAGAGUCAUGCAACAUGCCAGUGUUGUAAUGAGUCCCUAGAUUUGGUGACCCGAGUCGAGUCAUUUUAACAUUGUGACUCAAUUGGAGUCAUAAGGUCAAGAAGUCGUGUCUAGUCACUUUGUGUAGUCGAAUUGAGUCAAGUACUGAGCUCAAGUCAAUUUUAGUCACAAGUUUUUGAACAAAAUACAAUAAAACACAAAUACAUGUAAAAUAGUUUUGGGUAUUUUUAUUUUAAUUUAGCCAUACUGAAAAUGCAUUAGGGUAACAGGUAUCUAGCCAACUAAAAUUUCGCUUUUAAUAUUUUCUGGGACUCGAGUUUUAUAACUUUGUACUCGAGUCAUCUUGGUCGCAGAGGCUCGAGUCGAGUCAUUUACCCAUCGGGACUGAGUCCAGUCACCAAAAAUUGUGACUUGAGUCGGAGUCUAGUCAUUGCCCUGAGUCAUUACAACUCUGCAACAUGCCUUACUCCUUGUCUGGUUUCUUAUUGGUUAAUUGCGUAUGGGGAAGUUUUCCUUUCACGGAUUCUAGCUGUUACAUAAUAACGGUAUCGUGCAGGACUAUUUUCAAAAGAUAACUUAAAUUUGCUCUCUAUGUCUCUCAGGGGUUCGACUCGAAAAAUCCCUUUGAUCUUUUUGUUUGGUUUUGAUAUUAAUGAUAUCAAUCCAGUUCUGUUUUCAAUUUAGUGAUACAUGUAAAUUAUUUAAACCUGCGUUUUAUGUAGUACUGAAUCAAACUGGAUUGAAAAGCCAUAUAAGCAUGUAACAUAUUCGGCUAGUUAGGUAUUCCAAUCCAACAGCGUAUUCCCAAAACGAAGUGCGUGUUAGGUCAUUCGGGAAAAGAUAGGUCUUCCCUAUCAGUGGGCUAUUUGCUGAUUCGCUGAACUGGCUGAUUAUGUUUGGAAACUUGUACAAGUACAUGUAUAUUUUGACGACUAUUUAGGAAAUAAUACCACCUUGGCUAAUUAGUGGCUCUGACAUUUCCCCUGUACAUUCGUUGCUUAUGAUUUUUGAGUGCCUUGGUGUUACAGGUAAUGAAGUAAAUCCAGCCAUGGCCCAGUUUAGAAUCAUGGAUAGUUGAGAAUCACAGCAUGGGUAUAGCAUAAUAUUCUGUUUUGAAAACCCAUUCAGUAAUCAGGACCCAUUUAAGAAUCACGACCGAUUAGUUGUCCGGCCUGCUUCUGGAACUGUUUAUCUCCAAACAAGUGGAGCUGCCAAUCAGUAAAUAUUGCUAUUCAGUGUAAACUGUUACAAAACUGAGCAAAGCCAUGCCACAAAUAUAUUCAUGUGAAGUUUGCCGUCGUGAUAUUGUCAAGCACGCUGUUCAGCAUUAAAUGCCUUUUUUUCUGUAAUAUUUCAAACCUCUUAAGUCGUAGCUUUUUUAAUUAAUUGAUGCAAAAUUUUCCCGGGACCCAAAUCCAAAUAGCCAAAGAGUACACCCUUUAUUAGCAUAUUUUAAUUACAUCAGCAGUGACAGUAUAACUUGAUAUAAAUAUUUCGCCUUUGGACGUAAAUGUAACUUUAAAAUAAUACCCGUAAGGAUUUUUUAUAUAACGGUAGGAUCAUGCGAUGCUCUAACGAGGAAUAUUAUCCGUAAUACGUGUAUUUAUGAAGUUAUUGAUAAAUGUGGUUCAGUUGCGUUUGGUUUAUUGCUAAUCAUGGUGUUUUAGUGAAUCUAUGCAUGGCUGAUGGAGUAACGUAAAAAGAUCAAGACAAAUAAAUUUGCUCAAGAGGUGAUUGGUUCGCAACAA